AUGAGGCUUCUGAAAAGAGUUGGUGAAUUGCUCGAUACCGCUGAUGAGAAAGCAACGGAAGCAGAUCUGCAGACGCUCACGAGGCAUGUGGGAGAUGCUCUUGGAAGCAAGGCCAACGAGGCGAGCGGAAUAAAGUUGGAUCUGGGUAUUGUGGAGGGCUUGUCCGACCUGAAGAACCAAUUGCAGGAAGGCUUGGGUUCUGACCUGAAGGAUCUUGGUGAGAAGGAGGGCAGAGGUGACGCGUGUGUAGAUGCACACAGGCUGGCAGCCUUGAAGGAGCGUGUGGAAGAGUUGUAUGCGAAGGAGGCCGAGAGAGCAGAGCAACGCGAAAGGCUUCAGGCAAAUUUGCUGGAGGUUGAGUCUUCCAUCCAGCAAAUGCAGACGUCUACUGCAGAGGCGGCCUCCAACCCACUUCGACAGCCAGUCAACUUCCAGGAGCUACUGCGAGAAUUCCGCGAGCGCGAGGCGCAGUCGUUGCAGCAUCAGGCAGCUCUUGCAGACGCAAAUGCGCAGGUUGCGGCAACCAACGAGCACCUGUUACAGCAGCUGCACUUCUGGAAGUCGAAGGCAAGCAUGAAGCUUGCGUCACUUGGCCUGGAGUCCGUGCCCAAGGAAGUGGAACAGGCAAUUGGUGAGCUGAAAGGGAGAGCCCCUCCAGCUGACAAGGUUAAGCCGUUCCCAACUGGCAGUCCAGCAGCAGGAACGCCAAAGGAACAUGCUGAUGAGAAACGUGCGAUUCAGGACUUGGAAGCCAUGCUUGCUGAGCUGAUGCGGAGCUCGGAAGACAUCAUGGGCCGUGUCGAGCAGCAGCGGCACCAAGAGCGAGAUCUGAUCUCACAACUUGCCUCUGCACAGGAGAUCGCAGCCCAGGAAGCCAAAGCAUUCUCUGACACCCAGCGCAAGCUGGAGGUUGUGCGCGCGAAGGCACAAGAAAUCGCCCAUCCAGCUGCAGUGAGGCCACUUCCCAGCAGAGUGGAUGAAGUGGUCAAGUUGAGAGCGGAGGUGGAGACUUUGCGUGCUCGCUUGGAGUCAAGUACGCAGGAGCGCUCGCGACUGGAGGCUCAGCUUGGCAAGAAUCGUGCUGCAGCUGCAGCCGACCUGGAACGAGCCGUACCGUCUUCUGCCAUGAGUUGCUGGACGUGGCUGGAUGUGCCCCUCAUGAGGCUGGUAACGCUCUUGGUGAAGUCGACUUGCUUGCGAAGAUCUUUCGCGCUGCACCUGCUGGCCACGUACUCAUGGUUGUUCUUCCUGGUCUUCUGGCUGGAGAAGCACCCAUAA
Messenger RNA from Symbiodinium pilosum, 1278 nucleotides. NCBI's taxonomy places the organism in Eukaryota, Dinophyceae, Suessiales, Symbiodiniaceae. The record is from the annotation of a GenBank genome assembly.